UAGAACGAUCCAGUCAGAGUACGACUUCUCAUCGGCUUCACUGCUGCCUCCUGUGGCUGUGUCCGUCUUCUGUUAUGUUUUCACUCAGAGAAUUUAUGCUGUGAAAUUAUGUGCUGAGUGACAUCUAGACCAUAUCCCAAGCGACUGCGGAGAAUGGAAACGAGCGGCAAUCACAGAUCGGACGGAGAUGAUGGCGACACGACGUCACUCUCGGAGGACUACUACAGUCGGAGCGUGGAUUUCAGAGGUGACAGAGUCCCAGUCGCUCUGUUCAACCGGCUGCAGAGGAAGAGGAAUCUGGCAUGUGCUUCCAUCCUCUUCACGGUGUUCGCGGAGAGAGUUGCCUUUUACGCCUUGUCCGGCAAUUUGUAUCUCUUCCUAAAUCACCAUCCCUUGGCAUGGACAUCGACCAGUGCAAUGACAGCACUUUUAGUUUUCACGGGGACUGCCUUCGUCGGCGCCUUCCUCACGGGUUACCUCGGAGAUGCCCUGGGUCGUUUCAGGAUAAUUUUGGUGUCUCUUCUCGUCUACAUAGUUGGACUGAUUGCGUUCGUCGCAAUAGCUCAAUACCAGAACGGUAGAGGGGGCGAUUUCAUCGGACUGUGUCAUAUAAAGAACCGAACCAACAUCUUAGCUUCUUCGAGCUUACUAUCCUCGCUUUACCCACAAACGGAAUCGGAAGCAUCCUCGCACGGCAGAGGCGCGACUAUGCAGUGUGGAGCCACGAUAUAUGUUCUACUUGUGAUAACAGGACUCGCGUCGAGCGGGAUCAAAGCUAACGUGGUACCUUUCGGAGCUGAACAGGUCAAACAGGAGAAUCGCAUGGCUGUCCGACGCUACUUCACCAUCUACUAUUGGGUUGUCAAUAUAGCUGCCUUCCUGUCGAUCCUUAUACUGUCGUACAUCCAACAAAGCACGUCAGGCGGUUUCGGUUUGGGAUACAUCAUCCCGACCGUCAUCCUCGUCCUUGCUUUCUUCCUGUUCUGGAUUUCGAAAGGCUUAUUCGUGCAAGAACAGCCCGAACCUCCUAUUCUGUACAACAUUUUCCAGGUUCUGGUCGAGGCUUGGCAGCAGAAUCGUGUGCAUCAGAGACCCCCCAACCGUCAAUGGUUGGAUGCGGCGAAGAUUGAGUUCGGUGGACGUUUCGAUAACGAACUCGUAGAAGAUGUGAAACAGCUGAAAUUCGUGCUCGGAGUCUUCGCGCUGCUCAUACCUUACUGGGUGGUGUAUUUCCAGAUGCAGACGAGUUUCCAGGAACAAGGGCUGCACAUGCGGCUGCUGCCAUCGUCGAUGUUCGCCCCGAUCAACCAGUCUGAUGCAUUCACGAUCCCAGCCGCUUGGUUGACUCUGUUCAACGUGAUGUUCGUCAUCUUGUUUGUACCAGUCUUUGAGAAAUGCAUCUAUCCGUCCUUGGAAAGUCGACAGAGCAGCCCGUCCAUCAACUUGCGAAUGUUCCUCGGUCUCCUCUGCGCAGUGUUAGCCAUGCUAUGCGCGGGAGGGGUCGAAGUCAAGCGACUCGAAUUAGUUCAUGAGAAUCGAACAAUUGUUCAGAUAAUCGAUAAAACCGACUACGUUGCCGCAGACAUGUGGGUCUUCUGGCAGAUACCCUCCUACUUCUUUGUGGGUCUGUCGGAGAUUCUCGCAUCGAUAUCAGGCGUUGAAUUAGCUUAUAGCCACGCACCGGUUUCUAUGCAAGGCAUCGUGAUGGGAUUGUUCUACCUUUCAACGGGAAUCGGCUGUUUCGCGGGUUCGCUUCUGCUCUCGCUGGUCUCGCCGUACUGGUUGAACUCGAGUCCGAACACCUCGAGACUAGAUCUCUUCUUUUGGCUCCUCGCUGGAAUUCAGCUGGUGUCGUCCAUCCUCUUCUUCCUCUGUGUCGUGCGGAGGAGCCGCAAUCUUUUCAUCAAUACUUAUGCAUCGAUUCAGUGAAAAGCUCCUCUGAGCGCCGCAGGAAUUGUACACGCAGCUUCGAAACCGAGUCGGGGAGGCGUAUUGAGUCCCAUCGCGUAAGCCAGAUCAUCGGAGUUCCAACAUAACGUGUGUAGAAGAUCUAGAAGCCCCGACAGAAGUCCGAAAGACUGAAAGCCCCUCCAAAGUGCCGGGACAGCGCCCCGACACGUUGAAAUAUGUAGUCUACCUACCGAAUGCCAUAAUUUUACAGCGAAACCUUGUACUUGAAACCGUGAAGACUUCUGAGCGGCUCGAGGGGGUAAACUUUUAGCAGAGUGAGAUCAAUUCGCACAAAAGACACAGUGUUGUCCCCGGAGGAAUCUUCCGGCAUCGCCCAGAAGAAUCAUCGUCCACCUAAGUACAUAUAUCGAAAUGCCAUCGGCGACCGAGCUUUGAAAGGCGACAUGGAAAGACAUUCCCUAUGCUCGAUUAUCCCAUCGGGUCCGCCAAGGGCGGACUCGUAUCGUUACUCGUAUCGUUGUUUGGGAUCUCCGGAAAUGAAUGUUACAACGAUCCCUGAGGCAAUCCCAAAGAUUGAGUGAUCGCUCCGAAUCAUAGAUACAAGAGAAGUCUAUGGAGAGGACUGCGGAACGAACUUUCCGAUGUAAUAAAGUUUUUACAU
Molecule: messenger RNA, 2572 nt
Organism: Galendromus occidentalis (western predatory mite)
Lineage: Eukaryota; Metazoa; Arthropoda; Arachnida; Mesostigmata; Phytoseiidae
Product: solute carrier family 15 member 4
Exons: 10
Coding region: 154-1929 (591 amino acids)
Biological process (GO): transmembrane transport
Cellular component (GO): membrane
Molecular function (GO): transmembrane transporter activity
Source: RefSeq, a predicted model, not a curated record